GGAUCAUAUUAUUAAUAAACAUUUGAGAGCACUGCCACAUUUUAAAUAUACCAGUUGACCCGAUAUUCUUCUACAGUUAUGGCUUUAUCAAACAAAUUUAUUGUGGUGUUAGUUUUAUUAAAAUUGUGUUUUUGUGGAACGACCUAUUCUACAUCGGCCAACAAGAAUUUAGUUGCCGUUGUUCAGAUAUUUAGACAUGGACAGAGAACGCCAGUUCAAUUCUAUACCAAUGAUCCAUAUUCAAAUAUAACUUUUUGGGAUGGAUUAGAACCGGGACAACUCACAAAUGUAGGAAAACGUCAACAAUAUCAAUUAGGCCAAUUUUCCAGACACAGAUAUAAGGAUUGGUUAUCUUUGAUUUAUGACAAAAAUGUAUUUUAUGCACAAACGACAGAUGUAGAUAGAACUCAUAUGUCAGCACAAGCUAAUAUUUAUGGUCUCUAUCCAGCAGAAGGUGAUGAGGUAUGGAAGCCACGUUUAGAUUGGCAACCGAUUCCUAUCCAUCCGGCUGAUGCCAACGUAAUUUCAAGUUUUCCAGACUGUCCAAAUUUCAUCAAAGAAUGGGCGAAUGUUCUGUCGUCUACAUAUUUUUUAUCUCUUGAUAAAUUAUAUGCUCCUAUUUAUAAGUAUUUAACGGAAAAAUCAGGAGAUAAUAUAACCAGUUUAUCGGAAGCAAGUGAUAUUUACGAUUGUUUGAAAAUUGAAUCUGAUGUUGGGCUCAAAAUACCUGAUUGGAGUAAUAUCGUUUUCCCUCAGUACUUAAAAAAUAUAAGUGGUUAUUCAUUUAAAUCCCUUUCAUACACAACAAAACUUCAACGAUUAGGUGGUGGUCCGCUAUUAAAUGAAAUAUUGAAACAUUUUGAGAGUUUUCAAGUGAAAGCUACCAAUCCAAAGUACAAAAUCUAUAGUGCUCACGACUCUAAUAUAGCUAUGAUUCUUAAUAGUUUGGGGGCAUUCGAUCCACCCUACCCACCAGAUUUUGCAAGCAGUAUAUAUUUCGAAUUGAGAAAGAAAAAUGGAAAGUUUUACGUGAACGUCUUUAGUAAAAAUAAUAAUGAUUUCAAACCAGUUUCCAUUCGAGGAUGCGAUUUAGAUUGUCCAUUAAGUGAAGUGCGGGCAAGAUUAAGCGACAUUCUUAUUGACGUGAAACUUAGAAACGCUGAAUGUACAGAAAAUUUAUAUUUUUCGGAUAAAAUAGCUGAAGAAAGAUAUAACAAACUUAUAACAUCUGGUGAAUUGAACAAAACAAUAAUCAGAUUCUAAAAAAUAUAUAUUUUUUCCAAUAUUGAUAAUUAUUGUAUUCUAAGUGGAAAUCUUGUUUUUUUUACGGAAAUAAUAGUAACAUCUACCAUUUAUAAAAUUUCGUAGAAUGAACGGAAUCAACCUAAAACUACAGAAUAAUUUGUUAUAAUAAAUAUAUGGUUGUGUGUAUGAUUAUUAUUUUUUGAUAUUAAUAAAACAAUGCAACUUUUCUCGUAAUUGCAAUUUCCAGAGAAACAUCCUGAUAUAUAAAUAGUAUUGUUUGUUUGUACCAUAUGUAAUAGUUCAACUACUCUCACAACAACAUUUUUGUCAAAUUAAAUGUCUCUAAUCAAACAUCUCUUGACAUUGUUGCGAAGCGUAUAAUAAAAAGAAUAAAGUUCUAUGAACAGAAAUUUCAUGGCACUACUAAGAAAUAUGAAAGGAUAUACAUUUGGUUCAGCGGUUAGUAAAACCGCCAAAGAAAAGAAUAGCAAAUAGGAAACAGAAGUAUGAUACUGAAGCGUUAAAAGGAGAAAUAAAAAAUGUAGAAGGAUGUGAACGAAUUACAACCCACUGAAUGAUGAGAGAGUGUAGAGAGAUGAAAGUAGCUAGUGAAAAAGUAUUCCAUAUGAAGAAAAGCUGAGAAUAAUUAUAAUAAAAAAUGGGGAAAAAUUACCGAAGAAAACAGAAGGUUAAGAUAAUACCUAACUGUUCAAAAUUAAAAUAAACAAAUGAAGACACAAUGAUAAUAACAGACAAUUAAGGAAUCAGAUAAUUUCAUCCAGAAGUAAAGAAAAUGAAGGAAUAAUGGUAUAGAUUUGCUUUGUUACAGGAUGUAGCGUCGGUGGUACAAUUUCAUAAUAUACACAUGUCGGUCCAGUGGAAAGUGGUACCUUCACAAACUCAUGAAUAUCCAAUAUCAAUUUAUUAUUCGAAAAUUAUCAAAGACAUAAGAUAAUUUAUUGUCACAAUAACGAAAAUUAUAUUAUACUCCACUGUAGAAAAAAUAUUAAUAUUCAAGCUAUACUAUCAAAACACUCAAUGUGUUAAACAUUCGGCAAGAAGAUUUGAUUAAUCAAUUUAAUAGGUCGGAGAAAAAACUGAGAUCAGCGAAAUACUAAGAAAUUGAUAGUUCAAAGCUUCAAACAAAGAAUUCGGAUACCAACGUCCAGGGUGAAUUGAAACUACUGAAAUGUAUCAGCAUCUAAUUUUCGCCGAAUUGUAAAGAUGAUACCGAUACUUGGUUUGUGAAAAUAUAGAAAUUUGUUGAUUUAAAGCAAGCUUUCAUAAUUCAAUGUAUUUUUUCCACUUGUAAUCUAAUGUUAACUUGAUUAAGAGACAUAACUAUAGUUAUUGGCUUGAAGAGAAUCUCUAUCCAUUUACGUACACAAAAGUCUCAGAAAAUUAAUGUAACUCUGAUAUUACUGAAACUAAUUUUUUCAGAGCUUAGAAUUGGUAAUAAUAAUAAAACAUAAAUGGCACUUCAGUUGCAUAUCUUACGACAGGGCAUUGUCAUUGAUUACUGACAUCGUAAAUAUAUACAAAUGACUUAAAAGCAUCUGAAAAUAGGUUGUAUCAUAGAAUGGAAGUCAACAGAGGACAUUUGCAGCAUUUAUAGUUGUUACUUCACAGUAAAUGAUCAAAUUUGAAUAAGUACGUCCCUCCACUCGUUUUCCUUGUAGCAGCUCGGCCGGUAAACUACGUCAACAGCGCCGAUUGUCAGAUUAAAGAAAUAGAUUCCCGUAGAACUUAUUUAUUAUUGCGCAUUUGUUGCUGUACGUGUUUUUAGAAAUGCCUGUUCAAAAUAUCAAAUAUGGAUAUUAUACUUUGUCAAAAUGUGAAAAUACCACAAAAAUUACAACAAAUAAAGUAUUCAUUAGUGUGCCAAAAUGAGAUAAAGUACAGAAACAGAGGUGUAAUGCAAUGAACAGGGAUAAUAUGUAAUCGGUUUUGUUGUGAAGAUUAUUUCAAGGUUAGUUAAGGUACCGCAUAGUGUUGUAUUUUUAGUUAUAUCAGCACACUUGCUAAAUUAAAGGGUUUGUUACUGCUACAUUCAAUUGUCUUGUGAUAAAAAUUUAUUACAGGGAAUCAUUGGUUACUUUUCAAAAUUACUGAAAAACAGUGAAAUAGGUAUUGUAUUUCUUGUGAAUAUUGAUAUAAAUCAUCAAAGGACAAAGGGGUUCUCCAAAUUUUCUCACUAUUACAAAGUAAUACGAGUAUAUAUUAGUACAUUUUUUGUGUGUCUGUACUCCUAAUGAUAAAAAAAUACACAGGUGAAUAUACCUCAAUGAAAAAUUCCACAAUAAUAAGAUAUUCCGAUUUUCUCCUCUAUCCAGUUAUCAAUUUGAAGUUUAACGAUGGCUUCUUUGGUACAUUUCAAAGUCUACUUAACUAAAUUCACAUAGAUUAUGUUAAGAUUCUUCAAUAACUGUAUUUAAAACUCUUCCAUAUGUAUCUUCAGUGUUGAUCUCUUCGAGAUAUCUUUGAUUUUCCAAAAUUUAACAGAUAUACCUGCUGAAGACAAUUUUGAUUUCGACCAUUAGCGCGUUACAGAAGUCAGAGCUGGUUCUUUGCCUCAAAGACAAAAAUGCAAUAACAUGCUUGCAGGACAAUUGGAAUCACUGAUAUGGUUUUGUUACAAAUUCAAUAAACACAUACGGUGUUUUACGAACCUAGUGUGGUGAACCCAAGACUAAGUAGCUUUUUAUAACCACGAGGUUUGUUAAAAAAUACAAUAAUAAUUUAAGACCUCAAAAAUCCCGGAAAAGACUAAAAGCUGGAAUAGAGUUAGUAAAUACAAUUUGAUUUGAUUUUUUUACAUAACUUAACAAAAAAAAUAUUUCUUAGUGCUUGAAUGAACGGGUCAACAUAAAAUUUAGUCCUCACCUGCAUCUCUAAAAAUAUAGUUUAAUAUCUGCAUAACGGUGAGGUUUAGGUUUAAAAAAGUAUGUAUGAAUUGGCCUUAUUUUUCACCCCUGAAUGCAUUUAAAUCGAUAAAACAGGGUGGUACUAAUUAAAAAAUAACGUAAUUUCAUAUUUAUGAAGUUGAACUUUGAACACAUUUUAUACAUACCCUGUAUAAAAUGAAAAAUUUUCAACUUAGAUUCAAAUACAUCUAGCCUUGCUGAAAGCGACACUCUGGUUCUCCAAGACCUAAGAAGUUUCGUCUCCAAAAAUCUACUGGAAAAGUUCUUGCUUCAGAUUUGUUGGGAUUGCCAUGGAGUAAUCAUGAUUGAUAUUUUCGAUAAGGGUAGAACAGAAACUGGAAAUUACUAUUCGACAUUCUUGACCACUCUACGGGAAAAAAUUAAAGAGAUAAGACGCGGAAAGCUAUCCAGGUGUUUUGUUUUGCAGGACAACGCCCCUGCAAACAAAUCUCAUGUUGCCAUGCAAAAAAUUCGUAAUUUAGGGUUUGAAUUACUAGAACACCCCCCGUAUUCACCAGAUUUGGCUCCGUCAGACUAUCAUCUCUUGCCUCAACUGAAAAAAAGUUUAAAAGGUCGUAAAUUUUCUUCCAACGAGGAGAUAAUAAAAGCUGUGCUGGUCUGUUUUUCAGAGCAAGAAGAAACAUUUUUUUAAGGGUCUAGAGACGUUGCCGGUUCGCUGUAAUGAAUGUAUCCAAUUAAAAGGAGAAUAUGUUGAGUGAUAAAAUAUUUUGACAUUGAAAUUUUGUUUGGUUCUAUAGUAGGCUAAGAAUUUUUCAAUAUAUUCUCGUUGAUGUAUGAAGAACUGACCAGUUUGUAAUUGAAUUAUAAGAAUGCAUUGUGAGGAUGACUGGUUUUAUAUUAUCUGACGAUUUGGAAGUUAGUAGUUUUUUUCUACUGUUCAAAAUACUGUUCAAUCAUGUUAAUUGGAGUUUCUAUUUUUCUUGUCCUAUCGAGGUUGGUAUUAUGAGGUUGGCAAUUAAAUACUUUUGAUUUUUACUGAUAGAGAGCAUUGCUUUAUUUUUUGACUAGCCUGCAUGUGUUUGUGCUGUACUUUGCCAUUUGUCACGUGAUACUGGUCACAUUGACGUAACUUUAGAAGCGAGUAGUGCGUGAUUUUUAUCAAAAGUUUUGAGUUAAGUUUAAAUGGAGUGCAUAAACGAGCAUUUUUCGGCAUAUUUCACGUUUUUAUUUCCAAUGGAAGAAAGCUGUUGUGAAAUUUAUGAUGCUGAUUGCACGUGUCCGAAUUAGUAUAAAAAAUUCUGUUCUGCAGAUUUUCCCUUCAAGGGUAAGCAGCGUUCUGGUUGGCUAACUGAAGUUGUUGAUGACCAAAGUCAUAAUUGAAGAAGAUCGUCAUAUAACUUCGAUAUAUUGCAAAGACGCUAUAUGUAUCGCACACAACAAUUGAAAAACAUAUAAAAUAUCUUGGGCUACUUAAGAAGCUUCAUAUUUGAAAUUAAACUGACCCAUUCUUGAAAAUAAUUGUCCUGUAUAGUAACAUAGUUCAAAAACGAUCAUGGAGCAAACAUGAUGGACCAGCACAAACCAAAUCGAAAGAUGGAAAACAACAAAAAAGAUCAGACUGUCAGUUUGGUGAGAUUUCAAAGGUGUUGUAUUUUUGAGCUGCUUCCAAUGAACCAAACGAUCAAUUCUGAUCUUUACAGUCAACAAUUAAUGAAACUGGAUGAAGCAAUCAAAUAAAAUGGCCAGAAUAGUCGAAUCGGAAAGGUUUACUAUUGCACCAUGAUAAUGUAAGGCCUCGCACAUCUUUGGUAACUCCUGGAAAACUAUUGGAGCUUGUUUGGGAAGUGAUGCCACCCCUCCCAUACAGCCUUGAUUACCAUUUAUUUCGAAUUUUACAAGGUCAUUGAGUAAAAUGGAAAAUAUAUAAUUAAUUAAAAACUAUUCUUAGCUAGAAAAAAGUGUUGUUUAUUUUAUGUUAUUUCAUUCUACAAAACCGAAAUUACUUUGUUGCCACAUUAUAAUUAUUAUAAUGAAUUUGUCUUUUAUUUGAAAUAGACUUUUGAACCAGGUCUUAACAAUGUCUCCAAUAACAUCUUGUAAUAUAUAAAUAAAGUGAUUGUUGCUACUUUGUUUUUUGAUACAUAAAUAAAAUUAAAUAUUUAUCAUUUUCGGUACAAAAAUCAAUAAGGGUGGAGUGA
Messenger RNA from Diorhabda sublineata, 6328 nucleotides. Its product is annotated as prostatic acid phosphatase-like. NCBI's taxonomy places the organism in Eukaryota, Metazoa, Arthropoda, Insecta, Coleoptera, Chrysomelidae. The record is from RefSeq and is a predicted model, not a curated record. The transcript is spliced from 4 exons. Gene Ontology annotation, biological process: dephosphorylation. Bases 79 to 1263 code for a protein of 394 amino acids. Gene Ontology annotation, molecular function: phosphatase activity.